AUGGUCACCGGAUUCACCUGGCUCCCAUCACGCUCGCCGAAAAGGAACGGCCGUGCCGCAUCGGCAGAGAUAUCGACCAUUUCCGCCGGCCGCCAGCUGGGGGACGAAUGCGCCCGAGGGGGUGGGUUGCCGCAUUUCCUUGCUCGAUGCGUGAAUUUCAUCGAAAAGGAGGGCGGUCUGCAAACCGAGGGCAUCUACCGCAUCCCGGGAAAUCAAUCCCAGUUGGCCGAGGUGGAGCGGCAGUUCGCGUCAAAUAGCGCCCCUGAUCUAUCAUCAAUCGAAUUGCCGUUGCAUGUGGUGGCCACGGCGCUGAAGAACUUCUUCACCCAGCUUUCCGAGCCCGUGAUCCCCACCGUUUUCCAAGACCCCAUUGCGGAGGCUGUGGCUGAGGAUCCAGCCGUUGUAAACGAU
Molecule: messenger RNA, 411 nt
Organism: Mesorhabditis spiculigera
Lineage: Eukaryota; Metazoa; Nematoda; Chromadorea; Rhabditida; Rhabditidae
Source: the annotation of a GenBank genome assembly